This is a messenger RNA of Jaculus jaculus (lesser Egyptian jerboa), 617 nucleotides long. Its product is annotated as securin-like. The record is from RefSeq and is a predicted model, not a curated record. The coding region runs from base 21 to 518 and encodes 165 amino acids. NCBI's taxonomy places the organism in Eukaryota, Metazoa, Chordata, Mammalia, Rodentia, Dipodidae. Gene Ontology annotation, biological process: chromosome organization. The transcript has a single exon. Gene Ontology annotation, cellular component: nucleus; cytoplasm.
CAGUCGUGGAACAGUCCAGGAUGGCUACUCUGAUCUUUGUUGAUAAGGAUAAUGAAGAACCAGGCACCCGUGUGGCUGCUAAGGAUGGGCUGAAGCUGGGGUCUGGUGUCAAAGCCUUAGAUGGGAGACCUCAGAUCUCAACACCCUGUGUUGGCAAAACCUUCAAUGCUCCAUUGGCCUUACCUAAAACGGCCAGGAAGGCUUUGGGAACUGUCAACAGAGCUACAGAAAGCUCCGUGAAGACCAGUGGACCGCACAAACAGAAACAGCAAGGCUUCACGGUGAAAAAGAUGACAGAGAAAACCGUUAAAGCGAAAAGCUCGGCUCCUGCCUCCAAUGACACCUAUCCAGAAAUAGAAAAGUUUUUCCCCUAUAAUCCUCUCGAUUUUGAGAGCUUUGACCUCCCUGAAGAGCACCAGAUUGCACACCUCCCCUUGAAUGGAGUGCCUCUCAUGAUCCUCAAAGAAGAGAAAGGGCUUGAAAGGCUGUUGCACCUGGAUCCACCUUCGCCCUUGUAGAUGCCAUCUUCACCAUGGGAAUGUAAUCCGCUGCAGUCUCCUUCAAGCAUCCUGGCGAGCCUGGACAUUGAAUUGCCUCCUGUUUGUUAUGAUAUAGAU